CACCUUUCGAAACUGAAUUUAUCAUAAAGGUUCAACAGAUAAAAAAAUAAAGGUGUCCCGUUUCUUUUUUCCGUUGCUUCAAAAACGUUGCACGUUCGCUCAGAAGGUUUGGGCGUCACGGUGCCUCAGCAACGAUGACGGAGCAAACCAAAACAAGGAUGUGAGAGGGGGGUAGACGGAACCGAUGAUUACAGUAAAGUCUCACUAUGAGGGCAAAAUAAGACCAGUUCGGGGAAAUAAAGGACGACAAACAAGCUCUCUCCAAGAUGCUUCUGUUGCUGCUGCUGACUCUUUGUCUGCCACUUGAAGGCAACACGUCGCAGAUCAGCUGCUACAACGACCAAGGAGAUGCAGUCGACUGGUUCUACAUCUACAAACUUCCCAAAGAGCAUCAAAAAACAGCUCCCAGAAGAGGUGAGCAGUACCUGCUGCUUGAGAAAGGCGGUGAAGGAUGGAUGGAGGGGAAAGUGACGGUGAACGACAGUUCAGGGGCUCUGGGCCGGACGGUGGGACAGCUCUACUCAGAAAGAAAGAGCUCAGAAGUGGCGUACGUCCUUUACAACGACCAGAGCCCGGUUGACGGGUUCGGUGACGGAAGCGGAAACUCAGGAGGUCACACCAAAGGUGUUGUUCUGCUGGAUCAAAACCAGGGCUUUUGGCUGGUCCACAGCACCCCCCACUUCCCCCCGGAGCGACAGGCUGGAGAGUAUUAUUAUCCGAGCAGCGGCGUGAACAACGGGCAAAACUUUCUCUGCGUUACCUACCCGCUGAAAAGCUUUCAGACCAUCGGAGAGCAGCUGCAGAUCAAUCAGCCUCACGUGUAUGACUGCGACAUCCCAGAGUCCAUGGUGUCCUUGGUGCCUGCGCUGGCCGCCCUCUGUAAGAAGGCGCGCUUGUCUGAUGAGGUCUCUUCCAGACCCAUGUCCAACCGCAGCAUGACGUUGACCUCCAUGGACGGCACCAACUUCAUCAGCUUCGCCAAAGGAGCCUCAUUCGAUGAUGACCUCUAUCACGGUUGGGUGGCCCCGGCUCUCCAGUCAGACCUGCUGGUCCAGUUCUGGAUCCGCUCCACUGGCAUCCUCCCCUCGGACUGCUCGCUGGGCUGGAAGGUUCUGGACAUCACGCUCAUCAACCCUGGCCAGACCUUCGCCUUCAAGAACAGCCAGGACCACUCCAAGUGGGCGGUCAGCCCCAAACAGGCCUGGGGAGGGAAGGGGGGAGGCUGGGUGUGCGUUGGGGACAUCAACCGGAACGAGGCGGAGGAGAAACGAGGGGGGGGGACGGUGUGUCUGCAGGAUCCAGUGGUGUGGAAAGCCUACCGGUCGGCAGCCCUGCAGUGUGAGGCCUGUGGAGGAGGAACCAUGCAGUGCUGACGAGUCCCCUGAUGGGUCUGGCAGUUAAUUCUUUAACCCUUUAACACCGGAGUUGUCAUUGGCGACCCCUAAAUAACACGCACUUCUUGACCUACUGUAGCUCCUCGACCCAUUACGGCGAUCAAUGUGAAUCCGUUGAUUCUGAUGUGGAGAAAAGCGGCUUUUCAUAUCAACUUUGCACCAAAAUGCAAAAUAUUACUUAUGUAAGGUGUUGCAUAGAGGAAAGUGUUGCAAAUCAGCGCAAAGCCACUUUUCUCCGCUUCAUUGCGUAAGCGGUUGAAGAAUUACGGUAGUUGAAAGAAUGUAAACCCUGGAGCUAAAGCUCAGGUAAUAAAGGGUGAAGACCAGAGAAAGGAAAUAACACACUCGUCAAACUACCGUAACCCUUCGACUGUAAGUAAUUAACAUGAUUGUAUCCUAUCUGAGGCAGACAAGAGCAUUGUUUUCCUCCGCGUCCGAAUAAGCUAGAUUACAUUAGUUGCAUAAAUGGUUAAAGAGUUACGAUAUUUGAAAGAACGUCAACACCUUAACACUCCGGUGUUAGAAGGUUCAGGGGUGCAUAUGAGAGUCUUUUGCUAAAAACAUUUAUGUGGACGAUGCUGACGCAGAUGUCACUGAUUCUGAUCAUCAAAAUAGUUCCAUGUGGUUUCAAACAUCCCAUGGACUCACACUUCUUAGUUCUGUUUUUUAUUUUUGUGUGUGCGUUUUUUGUUUUUGUGGUAAAGCACUUUGACAAGUUUGUCACAUAUGAAAUCAACACUGGAGUUCAUGAACCUUACAUUAAAAUGAUUUAAGACAGUU
This is a messenger RNA of Oryzias latipes (Japanese medaka), 2174 nucleotides long. It is a transcript of the gene dnase2, whose product is annotated as deoxyribonuclease II, lysosomal. Gene Ontology annotation, molecular function: deoxyribonuclease II activity. The record is from RefSeq and is a predicted model, not a curated record. Lineage: Eukaryota; Metazoa; Chordata; Actinopteri; Beloniformes; Adrianichthyidae. Gene Ontology annotation, biological process: apoptotic DNA fragmentation.